AUGUCUUCAACUUCUACUUCUAUCUCAACACCUACGGCUGUCUCUUUACUGUUAAAAAUUACCAAAAGAACUAGAAUCACCCUGGCUAUGUUUCCUAGUUCUCUUGUGGACCUUGCUACAGCUGGGCAUGCUACAAUGAGAUUAUACAUUGCACCUCAAGAGGGUUUUCCUCCCCCCACAUCACGCUUCAAGUUUACUUGGAACAGACUUAUUGAUGCCUCUCAAGGUUGCAGAGAAUUACAAACCAAGCUUUUAGAGGUUCAAAGUAAUGAAGAAAUCAAAAUCCUAUUGAUUGACUAUGUUUGGUCUGCUGUUGCCCAGGUUCAAGGAGAAAUUGUUGCCAAAGCGCGCAUCAUAAUCAAUGGUGCUUAUCAAAUUCCUGGUGAUAUGGCCCCAGUUCAAAUCAAGCAGGCUGUAAUGUGGCUUUUAGAGACUGGUGCAUUUGCUGAUGGUGAUCUUGAUAUCAAAGCCAGGACAUUCAACAAGCAAAAGCCAUUCAUAAUCAAUGGUAUGGGUGUAAGGAUUGAAUGUUCCCUCAGGGGAUAUGUAAAUGGUAAUAAAGCUACCCAAGAAUUCUCAGAGAGCAUUUUCGAAACCAAGUACAAUAUCAUUUAUCUGUUGGUGCUUCAGAAGAAAAGCCUUGUGUGGAUGAAGCAAAUGAGAGAUGGUCUGUACCAGGACAUUCUAAAUUUGGCCAAUCUCCAUUAUCUAGGGAUUGGUGAAGACCAGAUGAAGGACAAGGAUUUUGGUAUUGAUUUUGAAGCUCUAAAGAAUAAUAUCAUUGCACAAGCUGCUUGA
This is a messenger RNA of Serpula lacrymans var. lacrymans S7.9, 798 nucleotides long. RefSeq lists its product as uncharacterized. Lineage: Eukaryota; Fungi; Basidiomycota; Agaricomycetes; Boletales; Serpulaceae. The coding region runs from base 1 to 798 and encodes 265 amino acids. The record is from RefSeq and is a predicted model, not a curated record. The transcript has 6 exons.